AUGAUGGCAACGGAAGAGAUGCCAAAGGAACAACAGGAGAACGUCGCCGAACAACACCAGAACUCGUUCGCCAUUCAGCCGUACUCGAGAGCGAAGCAGAGCAACACGCUCUACUACUGGGGCAGUAAGGAAACGAUGAACCUGAACCAUUUGGUGUUGGAGAACAUCCUCCAGUCUCCUUAUUUCAAGAACACUCUUUUCCAGUUAAAAACCUACCACGAGGUUAUCGACGAAAUCUUUUACAAUGUGCAGCAUUUAGAACCGUGGGAGAAGGGCACUCGAAGAACCACCGGACAGACGGGAAUGUGCGGUGGAGUUCGUGGGGUAGGCGCCGGGGGUGUAGUCAGUUCGGCAUACUGUUUGCUGUACAAGCUGUUCACAUUGAAAUUGACCCGUAAGCAGGUGACAGGCCUGCUGAACCACGCAGAUUCUUGCUAUAUUCGCGGCCUCGGAUUCAUGUACGUCAGAUAUUGUCUGCAUCCUCAUACGUUUUGGGACUGGUACGAGCCAUACCUGGACGACGAUGAGGAGGUUGAUCCGAAGGCGGGUGGAGGGGACGCGAUGACUAUCGGCCAAAUGGUCAAGCUCCUUCUUACGAAACUUGAGUGGUACUGCACUCUUUUUCCUCGAAUACCAGUACCGAUUCAGUUUGCUGAUGACGUUGCUUCUCCUCGUGAAAACUUGGAAAGAAUAUAUCCGGAAGAAAAGUAA
Molecule: messenger RNA, 711 nt
Organism: Soboliphyme baturini
Lineage: Eukaryota; Metazoa; Nematoda; Enoplea; Dioctophymatida; Soboliphymatidae
Source: the annotation of a GenBank genome assembly